Messenger RNA from Megachile rotundata (alfalfa leafcutting bee), 2907 nucleotides. Its product is annotated as aminopeptidase N-like. Gene Ontology annotation, cellular component: cytoplasm; membrane. Lineage: Eukaryota; Metazoa; Arthropoda; Insecta; Hymenoptera; Megachilidae. Gene Ontology annotation, molecular function: metalloaminopeptidase activity; peptide binding; zinc ion binding. The record is from RefSeq and is a predicted model, not a curated record. Gene Ontology annotation, biological process: proteolysis; peptide catabolic process.
AUGUCGAGAUUAGGGUUACUCGUGCUGCUGAUCACGUGUCAGGUAGCGUUCGAGGGCGUAGCCGCGGAGGAGGGAAAUUCAAACCGCGUCAGAUACAGGCUGCCGACUACCGUGAAGCCGACUCACUAUGACUUGACUCUGGAGCCAAAUUUAGAGAAAUUCACUUUCACUGGAAGUGAGACGGUCCAGCUCAAGGUUCUGGAGGACACUUAUACUUUGGUUUUGAAUAAGAAAGAGUUGAACCUGUCGAAUAUUGUGGUUCAAGAUCCCGUUGAAAAAAAAAAUUUAUCUGUUGGUAAGGAACAGUAUGAUGAAGUAGAGGAAUUGUUGACCAUUCCCUUGGAGACUAAGCUCACCAAGGGAAAGAAUUAUGUCUUGAGCAUGGACUUUGUUGGCACACUGAACGAUCAGAAGAGAGGAUUUUACAGAAGCAGAUACUUUACCGAAAAUUAUGAAGUACGGUACAUCGCCACGACACACUUCGAGCCAACAGGAGCUCGACUGGCCUUCCCCUGCUGGGACGAGCCCGCUUUCAAGGCGACCUUCCAACUGACCUUGAUUCACUCUAACGAAACCAGCGCGAUCUCCAACACGAACGCAGAAGGCGAGGACAAGUUAGAGGGAAACAAAAGAGUCACCAAAUUUAAGAAGACCCCGGAUAUGUCUACGUACCUGGUGGCGUUCGUGGUAUCCGACUAUGGCAAGGUUAACACUUCUGACGAUAGCUUCCGAGUAUGGACCAAACCCCACGCACUCGACCAAGCGAAGUACGCUUUGGAUGCGGGAGUAAAUUUGAUGAAAAAAUUAGAAGAAUAUACGGGAAUUGGGUAUGGCGUGUCUACCCUGGGGAAGAUGGACCAAAUUUCUAUUAAGGACUUCUCUGCUGGCGCUAUGGAGAACUGGGGACUUGUAACCUACAGAGAAUCCGCUCUUCUCUACGAAGAAGGAGUAACCACCCUCCGCAGCAAACAGAGCAUAACCACAGUGAUCGCCCACGAAUUCGCUCACCAGUGGUUUGGAAACCUAGUCAGUCCAAAAUGGUGGAAAUACAUUUGGCUGAACGAGGGAUUCGCCGAUUACUUGCAAUAUUUCAUCGCUCACAUGUGGAAACCGGAAUGGCGUCUGGACGAGACGUUCGUUGUGGACAACACCCAAGGCAACGCUUUCAUCGCUGACGCGGUUAAAACUGUCCGCGCCAUGAACCACGACGUUUCGACUCCUGCUGAAAUUAGCAAACUUUUCGACAGCAUCGCCUACCAGAAAUCCGGAGCCGUUAUUCGAAUGAUGUCUCACAUCCUAACUGACGACGUCUUCCGUGCUGGACUGAAAAACUACCUAGAAACAUACAAGUUCAAUGUAACCGAGUCGUACAACCUCUUCCAAGUUCUCCAGAAUGAAUCGAAUUGGAAAUGGUCGGACGUCACCUUCGACCAGGUGAUGGACGCAUGGGUAAACAAAUCAGGGUAUCCGGUGUUGACCGUGAAGAGGAAGGACAACGGUAAACUGGAACUAACACAACAGCGAUUCCUUGCGGACGGAACGACCGACGAUACAAAAUGGUGGAUACCUCUGACGUACACCACCUCCUCCAAGGCUGACUUCAAGCAGACAAAACCGGAGAAUUGGUUAGGACCAAACGAGGCGUCCAAGGAAAUUGACGAGUCUGCGAAGAAGGACGACUGGGUCAUCUUUAAUAUUUUGCAAAGUGGUUACUACCGCGUGAACUAUGACGAAGACAACUGGAAGAAGCUGGACAAGGCCUUGAAGGAUGACCACAAUGUGAUAGUUCCGGUGAACCGUGCUCAGCUCGUGGACGACGUUCUGAACCUGGCCCGCGCCAAUCAUGUGAAGUACAGCACCGCGUUGAGUCUGACGAACUACCUUAACAAGGAGACCGACUUCGUAGUGUGGUCCACGGCCUUCAGGAACUUGAACUUCCUGCAGAACAUGCUGCGCACCUCCAAACACUACAACGUGUUCAAGCUUUACGUGAAAUACAUAACGAAAUCGGUGGUCGACGACGUCCUCUUCAAGCUCGAGGAGGAUAAGCAGAAGGAGGACACAGAUCUUAAGAAGCUUCUCAGAGUGAACCUGGUGAAAUGGACCUGCAGAGCUGGGCUUGACAAGUGCAAGAGCUUUGCUGAGGAAGAAUUUAAGGCGUGGCUUAACAACUCCGCUCAGUAUCAAUUGGAUGUCAAUUUGAAGAACAACAUCAUCUGCGCUGGACUGAGGAACGCUAAUGCAGAUACUUGGAACAAGACUGAGGCUAUUCUGAAGGACAUCAGGGAUGAGGACGAAAGGAAGAGUAUGUUCGCGCUCUUGGCUUGCCCUGACUCCACUGAAAUUUUGAAGAACUUCAUUAAUUCUACACUUAAGGAGGGCAGUGUACUGAGCUUCAGCAGUGCUGUGCAGGCUGUUGUGUCCGAACACAACGAGGGUGUCGAUCUCGCUAUAGACAUGCUCAAGAGCGAACAAAAGAGGAUUAAACAACUGCCCAACGGAAAGGACAUUAUCACAUCGACGGUACAGGCAAUUGCGAACGGCAUCACGAAGAACAGCCAAUAUGUUGAGCUGAGUCGUUUCGUGGGCAGACAAGGAUUAAACGCUGAAGAUUUGCAGAGCGUCGUAGAGAAAGCAUCGUCAAAUAUGGACUGGGUCGAUGCCUACGGUGCAGAAGUUGAAAAAUGGCUGUCGGAGAAUCAACACGUGUUCAGCAGUGCCACAUCUCGUAAUAGUAAUUUUGCUCCAGCGAGCACUAAACGAAUAAACACUAGGUUGUGUUGUAAGAAUCGUAGGACGUUUAUUUGUAAACUGUAUCCUAUGGCCCUUGAAGGGAGCGCCAUUUUGUUAAACGUUGAGAUAACGUUCAACUUAAAUAAUGUAACUGAAUAUGUUGUAAAUAAUUGA